This is a messenger RNA of Clupea harengus (Atlantic herring), 1354 nucleotides long. It is a transcript of the gene gpn1, whose product is annotated as GPN-loop GTPase 1. Lineage: Eukaryota; Metazoa; Chordata; Actinopteri; Clupeiformes; Clupeidae. Gene Ontology annotation, molecular function: GTPase activity. The record is from RefSeq and is a predicted model, not a curated record.
AACUGUUUACGGCACUUCGAUCCUCUGUACGGCUCUCACCAGUCUGGUCCCGUCUCCAAACAAGCAUGGCGACCGCCGCGGGUUGCUCAAGUGACGAUGUUUCGGAGGGAACUAGUCAAUGUGGGGAUGGAGCAGGCAACAGUGCUGCCCCAGAAGGGAAUACCACCUCGGGGAGUGACGGGAACCAGAAACCUGUGUGUCUGAUAGUCCUUGGAAUGGCAGGCUCCGGAAAAACAACUUUUGUUCAGCGUGUAACGGCGUACCUCCAUGCCAGAAAGUCCCCACCUUACGUGAUCAAUCUGGACCCAGCUGUACACGAAGUUCCAUUCCCCGCUAAUAUAGAUAUACGGGACACUGUGAACUACAAAGAAGUUAUGAAGCAAUAUGGUUUAGGUCCCAACGGAGGAAUCGUCACAUCUUUGAACCUAUUUGCCACCAGAUUUGACCAGGUUAUGAAAUUCAUUGAGAAAAAACAGAGCCAUCACCAGUAUGUUUUGAUUGACACACCUGGACAAAUAGAGGUGUUUACAUGGUCAGCUUCUGGCACCAUCAUCACUGAAUCACUGGCAUCAAGCUUCCCCUGCGUGGUGGUGUACGUGAUGGACACGUCACGGAGUGUGAAUCCAGUCACCUUCAUGUCCAACAUGCUCUACGCCUGCAGCAUUAUGUAUAAGACCAAGCUGCCAUUCAUCGUGGUGAUGAACAAGACGGACAUCAUUGAUCACAGCUUUGCGGUGGAAUGGAUGCAGGACUUUGAGACGUUCCAGGAGGCACUGAACCAGGAGACGUCCUACAUGAGCAACCUGACCCGAUCCAUGAGCCUGGUUCUGGACGAGUUCUACACAAACAUCCGGGUUGUAGGGGUAUCAGCCGUCAUGGGCACUGGCCUGGAGGAGCUCUUUGUGCAAGUAGCUGAGGCAGCCAAGGAGUACGAGACUGACUACCGCCCGGAGUAUGAAAGGCUUCACAGAGAACUGGCUGCUGCCCAGAGUAAGAAAGAGCAGGAUCAGAUUGAUCGCCUGCACAAGGACAUGGGGAAGGUUCCUCUGGACAACCCUAAUGCUGCAGCCACAGGGGACGCAGAGGUCAAUGGUCCCUGUGACCUCAUCUUCACACGAGGGAACCCCGACGCGGACGAGGAGGACGAGGACAGCGACACUGAUGACAUCGACCAUCAAGUCACGGAAGACAGCAGAGAAACCCCGGCCUUCAAGACCUUCCUGAAGGACAGGAAGGAAGUGAUUCAAGCACGGAACAGGAAGAUGCAGUGAGUUUGCCGAGACGCACGCGCAUGGCGGGUCACAAACUAUCUGUGACCCUCAAAGGACGGCGGAACCCCCCCCCCCCCCUCCCC